AUGAAAAUCAUCAUCACAGGCGCCACAGGCUUCGUCGGAAGCGAGGUGGUCCGACAGGCGAUUGCAGAUGAGGGGAUCACGCAAGCAUUCGUCCUCACUCGCAAGCCGCUACCCGAGGACCUCUCAAAGAGUACGAAACUAACCAUAAUCGAACACAAGGACUUUUCCACCUAUCCGCCUGAGCUUUUAGCGCAGCUCGCCGGCGCAGAGGGUUGCGUUUGGGCCAUCGGGGGCCGCGCCACGCAGUUUCCGGACGUGGAGACGGCACGGAAAGUCUCGGUCGACUACACCCUCGCUGCGGCGAAAGCCUUUAGCGAGCUGGCGUCGAAGCUGCCGGAGGGGUCCCAAAAAUUCCGAUUCGUCUUUUGUAGCGGGAAGUUUGCCGAGUGGGAUCAGAACAAGAACUUGAAGAUGAUGAAGGGUACUCGGCUUAUCAAGGGACAAGUCGAGAAAGGUCUUUUCGAUAUCGCGGAGGCCAACGAGGAUACGAUCGAGGUUUGGGCCGUGCGACCCGGUGGAAUCGUGAAAAAGUACGCCGGGCUGAUAAACGCACUUACUGCUAACACGAGCGGGUUCAUUGCGGUGGAUCAUCUUGCCAGGGCUAUGCUGAAGAUCGUGCUUAAUGGUCACGCAAAUCGGAUUAUCGAAGCUAAUGAACUGUUGAAGAUCUGA
Molecule: messenger RNA, 672 nt
Organism: Daldinia decipiens
Lineage: Eukaryota; Fungi; Ascomycota; Sordariomycetes; Xylariales; Hypoxylaceae
Exons: 4
Coding region: 1-672 (223 amino acids)
Source: RefSeq, a predicted model, not a curated record